AGAGAGAGAGUGAGUGAGAGAGUGAGUGAGCCGUGUGCUGUGGCUUAUCCUUGUCCUAUGCGGAUUUCACUACUGACUGCCUGCCCGAGCGGCUCGCAUCUUCCAGGGUAGGCCGGGGUUUGUAGACGCUGGCUUUCCCAUUCAAGAGAACACUCACUGGUCUCCUCCUCUCUCACGUUUGCCGGAUAUUGGAGCGGAGGGGAUAACUGUGGUUGCCCUGCUUAGCCGAUCCCAGCGGAGGGGUUAUUUACGGGACUUGGAGAGGAGAUAGUGGAGAGGCGAGGAUGCUCAGUGGACAAGCCGAGAGACGAGCAAUGGGCAAGGGGCGUCCUAUAACUCCUGACAGAGAAGAGGAGCCUUCAUUGCCAUAGCUACCUCUCCUCUCCUCUCCUCCUCCAGUCCACGUUCCCCCUUUCAGCCCCUCUCUUCACUUGUUGAGUCUUUCCACUUUCUAUACCUCCCCAUUCUCCAUCACCUGUCACCAUGACAACCUCAGCCCUGCGCCGGCAGGUGAAGAAUAUUGUGCACAACUAUUCAGAAGCAGAGAUCAAGGUUCGAGAAGCCACCUCGAAUGAUCCAUGGGGCCCGUCCUCGUCUCUGAUGUCAGAGAUCGCUGACUUGACCUUCAACGUUGUGGCGUUUGCUGAGGUCAUGGGCAUGGUGUGGAAGCGCCUCAACGACAGCGGCAAGAACUGGAGACACGUGUACAAGGCCCUGACUCUGUUGGAUUACCUACUGAAGACAGGAUCAGAGAGAGUGGCCCAACAGUGCCGUGAGAACGCAUUCACUAUUCAGACGCUACGUGACUUCCAGUACGUGGACCGCGACGGCAGAGAUCAGGGGGCCAACGUGAGAGAAAAAGCACGCCAACUGGUGUGUCUCCUUCGGGAUGAGGAGCGGCUCCGCCAGGAGAGAAGUCAGGCCCUGAAGACCAAGGAGCGAAUGGCUGGGGGAGGCAGUGGAGGGGGCGCAGGGGUGUACGGAGGUAUACCCCCAUCUUACCACCCAGGCAGGCGAACAAGCCAGCCCAGCAUGGCUGUGCUGUACGGGGAGGAGUUCAGCCGCUCCAGAGGCUCUCCAUCCUCGUUUAACUCCUCGUCGUCAUCCCCUCACGCCGCCUCAGACCUGGAGCAGGCUCGACCUCAGACCAGCGGCGAGGAGGAGCUGCAGCUCCAGCUGGCUUUAGCCAUGAGCAGGGAGGAGAGUCAGAAGAUGGAUGAAGACACACUGCUACAGAAUGCUUUAAGCCUUAGCCAAAAGGAGCAUGAGCAGGAGCAGUGCUGUCGCCAAGGAGACGAGUCUCUGUUACAGAAGGCCCUGGAUGAGAGCAGGAGAGAGAGUCAGUCGGGGACACAGGAGUCAGACAUGCUGGACUUGGUGGACAUAUUUGGCCAUCCGUCCGAGGCCCCACCUCAGCCUCGUGACCCUUGGAACUCUGCCGAACCCAGCGGUGACACCUCCUCUGACCCCUGGGACUCUGUAGCGGUUCACUCCAGCACUCCUGUGAUUGGUAGCCCUUGGGCGGCCCGUCCCUCAUCUUCCAACGCGUCCAACCCUUGGGCUCCAUGUGCCGACUCACACACAGACCCCUGGGAAGCAGCGCCCGUCUCCUCCAGUCCUGUCAAUCAUGAGUGGGACAGCCCAACGGACGGAGCAGAUGGUGACGGGGAAGAUCUGUCCGCUGCACAGGAAGAGGAGAAUCCUAGACAGGAAGCUCCUCAAGUGUCCUCCCCUCAACCUGCUAGUCUCACAGAUGCAGAGCUGUUUGUGGUAAAGUCAGACUCCGACCCAUUUUCUGAAGCAGAUUUUAACCCAGAUCCGUUUGGGAACGACCCUCCGGUGAAACCCCAGGUAAACGGACGAGAGUCGGCCAGCCCGGAGAUGUUUGACCUUUCCCGGCUAGCACCCCCGCUCAGCGCCCCACAUACACGUGUGUGUCGAACUCCAGAGACCUUCCUUGGACCUACGGGAGCCUCGCUGGUCAAUUUAGACGCCCUGAUAUCCUCCAACCCCGCCAGCAAGAUGCACAACAACCCCUUCCUCUCAGGUCUGAGUGCUCCGUCUCCCACCAACCCCUUCCACUGCGACCAGCCUCGCCUCACCCUCAACCAAAUGCGACCCUCCUCUACAUCCCCACUGCCCCCCCACAUGCUCUCCUACAGCCCGUCGCUGCCCCUUCCUCUGUCCCACCAGCCUCCCGUCCUCCCCUCCUCUCUCACACAACCUCACGCCGGACUACUGGACCUUCCCUCCAACCUCCCGCAGCCGCUGCUCCCCCUUUCUCCACGACGGGCGCAGCGCACUCAAUCACAGACACACAGCCACAACCCCUUCCUCUGAGACCUCCUGCAUCUCUCGAGCUCUGGUCUGCAGAGGGAGAUGACAGAAUGGACUCUUUUUGGAUUAAUCUAUGCCAAGUAGAAUGAGACAAAUGAGCCUGAACUGGACUGCGGAUCCUGGUCUGAUGUCAUUGUGCACACUUGAAGCGGAUAAAACUCAGACUGGAUGUGUGUGUGUGACCGUCUAAAGACACAUAUCAGCUGCUAUGUAACCUGAACUCUUGAAGAAAAGCAAACUCACACACACAUACACACACACACACACACACACAGAUGCACUCAGGCGCACAGACACAAACAUGCACACACCACCAAACUAAGAGGGUGUAUCUCAACAGUCCCUUCGAUGCCUUUUCCCCUUCAACAGUGACAACCCAGAGCACCCUUUGACCACAGAGCCAGAACUGUUCCUUUAGAGGAUCGAGAUGAAGCCACACACUUUGAUUGUCCACCACGAAUCACCAGGAUCCUUACCGCUGCUGCUUCACCGACGAAAGCAUGAAUGCAUCCCACCCCCGAGAAGCCAAACUAUUCUAUUCUGCUGAGCACCACUGAGACGAGUUCUUCAAAUAAAUCCUCUUUUUCUGAUGAGUCGAGUGGUAUCUUGAGCUUUGUUGGCACAAAUGAAUCACUGGAGAAAGCCCAAAAGCACGCUACUGUUAGAUUCAAGACAGCAUUCAGCACCGUUCAAGAACUAAUUGACUCACAUAUUCCUCCCUUCAUAUAUACAUUAGGGCUGCAACUAAUAAUUAUUGUCAUUAUUGUUUAAUCUGCCGAUUAUUUUCUAGAUUAAUCGUUUGGUCUAUAAAUUUCAAAAAAUGGUGAAAAAUGUCCAUGUCAGUUUUUCAAAGUCCAAGGUCAUGUCUUUAAAUGUCUUGCUUUGUUUGAAACCCAAAUUCAGUUUGAUAUUAUAAAAAACAGAGAAAAUAAUGAAAUCUCCAUAUUUGAAAGUCUGAAAACAGCUUUUUCUGCCGUUUCUGUAUGAAAGAUUAAUCGAUUAUGAAAGUAGUCAAAUGAUCUUUCUGUCGGUCAACUAAUCGAUUACUUGCAUAAAUGGUUGCAGCUCUAACGUACAUGAUGAUAUCUUUUUUGCGUUGCCUUGUUUCCUUGCAAGAUCAACGGCAUCUGGUUAAAUAUGUUAUUUGUCGAUUCAAAACUGGACUAAAACCAGUUUAAGAUAAACCUCUUUGUCUAAAUCUGAACCUAAACUGAUCAUCGAUUGUACCCUAUUGGACCUGCGUGCCUGUCUCUACCGCUGACCCACAAUGCAUUCCCUGCUUCAUAUUGGCGCCAUAGAGGAGGACCUCAGGGAGACCGCUCUGUCCCUCCUCCAGUGAAAUGCAACCUUAGUGAAAGACAAGUCCACAGAUUAAACCACAGGGAGAUCAAUGAUUUUAUUUCAGAUGCAAGCAUAAAGGGAUGACAAGAAUGUAUGGGAGGAGUAAAAGGAAGAUGAAUAGAAAUAAGGUAAAAAUAAUUACAGAUGAUAAACUAUUGAGCAGGAGCUCCUCUCGUCUGCUCCGCGUUCACUUCUGUGUUUGGAACAAGAGAAUCCGACUAGAAGAGAGUUUUGGUCAUCACUGCACUGAACCUGGACUUGAAUGUGAAAUGCCUGCCUAUAGAUACACACAGGCUCCGUACAUAUGUAUUUAACAGAAUGAUACCUAUAAAGUAUUAUGACAUAUUAUACCAAUAAAUGAAUGGUGUUUGCAAUAUAA
Cottoperca gobio is the source of this 4057-nucleotide messenger RNA. RefSeq names its product epsin 3b (gene epn3b). The record is from RefSeq and is a predicted model, not a curated record. Gene Ontology annotation, molecular function: clathrin binding; phospholipid binding. Gene Ontology annotation, cellular component: endosome; plasma membrane; clathrin vesicle coat. The transcript is spliced from 13 exons. Gene Ontology annotation, biological process: endocytosis. Lineage: Eukaryota; Metazoa; Chordata; Actinopteri; Perciformes; Bovichtidae. Bases 484 to 2340 code for a protein of 618 amino acids.